Molecule: messenger RNA, 2646 nt
Organism: Coniophora puteana RWD-64-598 SS2
Lineage: Eukaryota; Fungi; Basidiomycota; Agaricomycetes; Boletales; Coniophoraceae
Product: dipeptidyl aminopeptidase
Exons: 12
Coding region: 1-2646 (881 amino acids)
Biological process (GO): proteolysis
Molecular function (GO): dipeptidyl-peptidase activity; serine-type endopeptidase activity
Source: RefSeq, a predicted model, not a curated record
AUGGAUGAGCCAGAGCACUCGGCGAUACCACCACCACCGGGAGCCGAAGAAGAAGCGCUCAGCGGUUCACGGCCGCCUAUCUACUAUGGCGAGGGCCCGUUCGACGCACCGAGCUCGGACGAGGACGAGGAUGAGUUGCUGGAGAAGAUGGCACAGCGCUCGCCCGCGCUCGCGGAGCGCGCGAUGGACGGGGAGGCGCGUGGUUCGAGUCAUACGCUCAGGCUUGGGGGAGGUGAUAAGCGUUCUCCACUGCGGGUCCUCGUCCUCUCGCUUGCAGCGCUGGUCUUCCUAGCGGCGUGUAUUGGCGUGUUCGCGGCAUCCACUCUUUACAAAGGCAGCUAUCGUUCACAUGGGCAUCGCAAGAUUACCAUGGACCACGUCUUCAACGGAACGUUUUCGUCGUAUACACGGGGUCUGGACUGGGUGCCUGAAGCGGGAGACGGCGUUUUCUCUACAUUCGAGGGCGGCACUAUCAAACUUGUUGACCUCAAGACUAACACUACAUCCAAUUUGGUGUCUAUGGCGGACAUUCGGGAUGAGCAAGGCGCGAUGCUCAUUUGGAGCCAGUGGAAGCUAUCUGCGGAUAUGAAGUUUAUUAUGCUUAAGGCAAACCAGAAGAAGCAAUGGAGGCACUCCAGUUUUGGGAACUACUAUAUUCACAAUCUAGAAACAAAGGAGACGGUGCCUCUUAGGGCACCCAGUGAGCCUCCUGUGACUGCAUAUGCUGCUUGGUCGCCAACGGGCCAGUCUAUUGCCUUUGUUACUUCGAACGACCUCUACGUCCUACCCUCCCCUACUUCCACCACCCCAAUCCGCAUCACCUCGACCGGCAACGCCUCCCUCUUUCACGGUGUGCCCGACUGGGUCUAUGAAGAAGAAGUAUUCGAGGACGAAUUCGCGCUUUGGUGGUCACCCGACGCGUCGCGGCUCGCGUUCCUGAGCCUAGACGAGACGCUCGUGGACGAGUUCCGCUUCCCCGUGUACAACCCGACCCAGAACUCGUACGAGAUCGUGCCAUACACGGACGAGGUCGUGAUGAAGUACCCCAAGCCUGGAUAUGCCAACCCAAUCGCGAGCGUGAGCGUGUUUGACCUUUCUGCGUACACGGCGGACGGGCUACACCCUGACGAGGCGGACCGGGCAACGUAUGAGCUCGACUGGGAGGGGAGGAUCGAUAGGAAUAACAGCGUGAUCACGGAGGUGGCGUGGGUGGGCAAUGGGAGCCUGAUUCUGAAGGAAAUUACGAGGGCGGCGGAUGAUGGGAAUGUGGUGUACUUCGAUUUGGCGUAUUCGAAUGAUGUCACGGUGGGCAAGGUCGUGCGUAAGCUGGGCAAAGACGGCGAAGAGGGCGACGAUGGGUGGAUUGACAGUCACCAAACGGUCCUCCCUCUCCCGGGCACAGACCAAUACGGCACCUACGGCGCCUACCUGGACAUUGUCCCCGACGCGAACGGCUACAACCACAUCGCGCUUUUUGACCCCGUUGACUCAGAUCAGCCGCGGUUCGUCACGACGGGCGAGUGGGAGGUCACGGACGGAAUCCAGGCCGUCGACGCCGCGCGCGGGCUGGUCUACUUCCAGGCAGCGAAUCCCUCCACCGAGCGGCACCUUUACUCUGUGCCCAUCCCGACGAUCGAGAACCUGAUCAAGGGUCCCGCUGAGCCGACGUCGCUUACGGACGAGUCCGUGCCCGGCUCAUACGGAGCGAGCUUUUCGCCAAAGGCUGGGUUUUAUCUGCUCAACUACCGCGGGCCAAAUGUGCCGUGGCAGAGAGUGGUGCAGGUUGACAAUGAAGAUUUCGAGUACGUCCUAACGGAGCACAGCCAGCUCAAUGCGACGCUCGCCGAGUUCGAGGCGCCAGUGGUAACGUACUCGACGAUUGAGAGCGAUGGCUACGAGCUCAAUGUACGCGAAAUGCGCCCUCCUCGGAUGGACGACUCGGGUCGGACCAAGUAUCCUGUGCUAUUCUUCGUAUACGGCGGGCCGGUGAGCCAGCAGGUGAACGUGGACUACAAGCGCGACUGGCACGAUUAUCUCGUCUGCGGACUGCAGUACAUUGUCGUGACCGUCGAUGGGCGCGGGACUGGGUUCAAGGGGCGCAACCUGCGGAACCCGGUCAAGAACAACUUGGGCUAUUGGGAGACGGUCGAUCAGAUUAACGCGGCGAGGAUCUGGGCGGGCAAGAGUUAUGUAGAUCGGACGAGGAUUGGGGUGUGGGGAUGGUCGUUUGGUGGCUUUAUGGGAUCCAAAGUCGCCGAGGCAAAUGCGGGGGUGCAUUCGUUGGCCAUGUCAGUAGCGCCCGUCACGAGCUGGCGAUACUAUGACUCGGUCUACACGGAACGCUACAUGGGUCUGCCUUCGACAAAUCCGGACGGAUACGUCAACGCCUCGAUCUCGCACGUCGAGGGUUUCCACAACGUCGACUUCCUCCUCGCGCACGGCUCGGGCGACGAUAACGUGCACUACGCCAACUCGGCGCAUCUCUUGGAUAUGCUCACGGCGGACCAGGUGCGCGGGUUCUGGUUCCGGAUGUUCACGGACAGCGAGCAUGGGAUGAAGGUGAGAGGGGCGUAUAGGGAGGUGUAUGAGUUCAUGUUGGCAUUCCUGCUUGAGAAGUGGGGCAAGGGCGGACGGACAAGGGGAUGA